AUGUAUGCCGAAAGCAAUGGAUUUCAGUCUCCUGUAAUGAAUCCUAUAUCAAAUGACUACGAGAUUGGCAUGGAUCCCGCAUCAUGUAUAAUUUUCAGCUCGGAUUAUCAAAAAAACGAUGAGAUCGUUAAAAUGUUGGAUAGCUCCAAAGAAAAUCUAAAACUAUUAGCGAUGCGUCGAAUUAUUUCUAUGGUCGCCAGGGGUAAGGAAUGCUCUGAUCUAUUUGCAGCUGUCGUUAAAAAUGUCGUUUCCAAAGAUCCCGAGAUUAAAAAGUUAGUAUAUGCGUAUCUCGUUCGCUACGCCGAGGAACAGCAAGAUCUUGCUCUGCUUUCAAUUUCGACAUUUCAAAGAUCCCUGAAGGUCCGAUUUUGCGUUUAUAUUGUUAUUGUCCAUAGGUGUGAAGAACGUAAUUUUGAAUCGUUUGUCUAUUUGAAGGAUGCAAAUCAAUUGAUUAGGGCUUCCGCUUUGAGAGUUCUUUCUUCAAUUCGAAUCCCUGUUAUUGCGCCAAUUUUAAUGCUGGCUGUUCGUGAUGGUUCGGUUGAUCUGUCGCCUUACGUCCGAAAAACAGUCGCCCAUGCUAUUCCCAAACUCUACAGUUUGGAGCCAGAUGAGAAGGAGUCCCUGAUUGAAAUAAUUGGUAAAUUAUUGGAGGAUAAAUCCACGGCUGUGGCAGGAUCUGCUGUACAAGCAUUCGAGGAGAUUUGCUCUGAACGCCUUGACCUAAUCCACAAGCACUAUCGAAAACUCUGCAGUCUGCUGAUGGAUGUGGACGAAUGGGGUCAGAUUGCCAUAAUCAAUAUGCUAACCAGAUACGCCAGGACCCAAUUUCCUGAUCCGAAGACCUUUAUGACGUCAUCUAUGGAUGACGCCACCACUGGUGGUAGUAGUAGUAGUAAGUCCAAUGAAAUCCAAAAGUUCACGAAACUCAACGAUAGUGGUAAAGGGAACGAAACUGAAGAGGACACAGAUGAAGAGGACAAUUCCUUGGAAGAAAUGAAUGCAGUGAACGGCAUCAGUAAUCGUGAACACGCAGAGUUGCUUCGAUCCGACUACCGACUUCUUAUUACUAGUUGUCGACUUCUUUUACUUAGUCAUAACGCUGCUGUUGUUUUAGCUGUAGCUCAGCUCUUCUACCAUUGUGCGUCAAAAGAAGAAAUGCCUACCGUUGUACGAGCUCUGAUGCGCAUUAUGAAGACAUCGAGGCGAAACGAUAUCUUAGCAACGACCGGGGUUGAUCUCAGAUUUGACUUUCAGGCAUAUGUAGAUUCAUCCGAUCAGGAAUUUGUGCUUGCAGCGAUUCAGUCCAUCGGUCGUUGCGCCAGUAUGGUUCCACAAAUUUCUGAAACCUGUCUUCGAGGUUUGCUGCGCCUAAUGUCUCGCAAAAAUGAGAGCCUUGUUGGCGAAAGCGUUGUAGUGAUGCGAAAACUACUUCAGAUGCAAACUACAGAUCACAAGGACAUAAUUCUACACUUGGCACAAAUGGUGGAGGAAAUCAGCAUUCCCUCUGCAAGGGCGUCUAUCCUUUGGCUUUUAGGCGAGUAUGGGCACCGAGUUCCCAAAAUUGCUCCGGAUGUGCUCAGAAAGAUGGCGAAAACGUUCUCCAAGGAACACAUAUCUGUAAAGAUUCAAGUUCUGAAUCUCGCAGCUAAGCUGUGCAUUGUUAAUCCAAAGCAGUCCCUUCUUUUAGCGCAAUACGUUUUCACUCUUGCGAAGUAUGAUCAAAACUAUGAUAUCCGAGAUAGAUCUCGAAUGUUCAGGGCCCUCAUAUUCCCUAAAAAUGCUGAUUCCUCAAAUCCUGAUGCAAUUUUUUUGGCUAAAAACGUAAAGAAAAUUCUUUUGGCUACAAAACCAGCUCCUGUGCUAAGAUCAACUUUUGCUGAUCGGCCCCCAUUCCGAGUUGGUACGAUGUCCCAAUUACUGGGUCGUGAGAUUACCAAUUACGUAGAGUUGUCCGAAUGGCCAGAGCUUCCGCCAGAUCCUACCAGCCGCCAAGUCGUCACCUUCCCAGUUGGCUCCUACUCGACUUCUAACUACUCAACUGAAGGAAGAAGUUUCUCCAUCAGUGAACAGGAGACUGAAGAUGAAACUGAGGAAUCCUCUACAGAAGUCGAAAAUUCAAGCACCGAUGAGGAAGAAAGUGAAGAAGACGUAAGCUCUGAGGAGGACGGGCAAGAAUGGGAUGAGGAUGAAGGGAUCACUGGCAAAGUAAAAAUGGACAAGAACGGGGUUUCUAGUCAUCAACGUAGCGCUUCUCAAACAAAGUCUGAUUUUGACACCAGAUCUUCUGAAGAAGGCUCUCAUAGUCCUCUUCGCAUAGUUUCAUCGGAAUCAUCAUUGGAAACAGAGGACGAUGACGUUGUGAGUGAGGAUGAAGGUGCCAAAGGGCCUCCUGUGUCAAUGGAGAAAAAGAAGGAAAAUGGGAUGCCUGUAGAUUUACUUCUUUUAGAUUUAGAUAUUCCGUCUGUCCCGUCUAUGGAAAGUGCAAUGAGUGCUUUGGCAGACCCACUUAUCCCUACUCCUGUCGCCACUUCCAUUGCUCCCCAAGAAUCCGCUCUACCGUCCGGUGAAUCCAAAAUUGAGGUAUGCCUAAGUCAUAUUUUUUCUUAUGAGAUUGCCUCUCCGGAAUGGUUUUACAUAACUUCGGCCUAUGCAGAACCUCUUUUAGUGGAAGGUCGUUUCAUUCGAACAGCGAGUGUUCCCCCAAGUUCUCACUUACGGACAGAUGUGGAACUCCGACUCACCAAUCGUAGUGUUGCACCCGCCGUGCGUCUUCUCCGUCUUCGCACGGAUGAAACGUCGUUUAAUAAGGGAUCAGGAACUUUCAAGUCAGUUCAUUGUGUGGAGUCUUUCGGAGAAGUCGCCGCACUUGAUGUGGGUUCCAGCACUAACGUAUUUCUGGGAAUUAAUUUCUGCAAUUCUACACAACCUCUCUGUCUUAACCUUCGCUAUCAAGUCGAAGCCUUGGAUGGCAAUAGCGGUUUUGAGAGCCAAAAAGUGGAAGCCCAAGAUGAAGUGUACCGCAAGAAACCCCCUCUUCAUGAAGAAGCUAUAACCCUAGAGAUUAGGCCAACCGUUGGUGAGCUCUUCCAACCCCUUAAUAUAUCACCUAAUGAAUUCGUCAUUAAACAAGCCUCUCUUCGAGGAAUGCAUGAGACGAACAAAUUAUUUAUCAUCCCAUCUGGGGACAAUUCCAAAUUUAUACUUACGUCAAUAAAGCAAAUACUGAAACGGGCAAAUCUUGCUCUAAUUGGUGCCUUUAAGCGCUCCGAUUCUACUCAUUUGCGAUUUGCCGGUGUUACUACUGCUGAUAACACUUGCUGCCUUGUUGAAGUAACCGCCAAACUCGACAGCAAUGAAGGCAAUCUCCGAGUGAAUACUGAAGCCGUUGCUCUGGGCAUCCAGUUAGCUGAGGACUUAUGGCUUCAUGGAAAAAUAUCCCGUGAUGUGACCGAGAGCAUUUUGCAAGGCGAACCACUUGGAAGCUUUCUUGUUCGUGAGUCUGGUCGUUUUGCGGGCGAUUAUACCCUUUCUGUUGUUGCUCCCGAUCCUUUUGAUGCUAAAUUUAAUAACAAUUCAGAAGCGCCUGUCCAACAUUAUCACAUUUAUUCAGUCGACGGUCUAGACGGUAUUGACUCCUCGCGCUUUUUCUCUCUUGAUAAAAAGGAUGUUUUCCCCAGCUUACGAAAACUUGUCGAGCAUUAUAAAAUUGCCGAUCGUGGAUUGGCUUAUCCUCUCACUAAACCGAUUUUCGAUACGGAGAGAAUCUGUUUACAGCGGCUUAGGGACCAUCACUGGGUCCCUAGGGAGAGCUUGAUUUUUGGUCAAAAUAUUGGUCAUGGUGAAUUUGGUGAAGUGUUGAGGGCCAGGUAUGAGGAUCGCGAGGUAGCUGUAAAGCGGUACAAGGCAUCAGCUCGGCGUCAGCUGAUUUACGAAGCGUAUGUCAUGUCGUAA
Rodentolepis nana is the source of this 3951-nucleotide messenger RNA. NCBI's taxonomy places the organism in Eukaryota, Metazoa, Platyhelminthes, Cestoda, Cyclophyllidea, Hymenolepididae. The record is from the annotation of a GenBank genome assembly.